UAUUAAUAGGGUUAUUUCCUCCAACCAUUUAGGGUCAAACUACAAGGGUUUCACGUGACCAUAUCCUAGUCCGUCUCAUUUUGUUGCUGUGGAGUCCACAUCUCUCUUCGUCUCCGUCUGUUUCUAUGUCCGUCUGUUUGUAUCAUAGCGCAGAUGAAGGGAAGUGAAGAAAACUGAUGCCGUCUCUGCGCGCGCGACACUAUAGGAUAAUUGGAGCGCGUGAGCUGGUGUGAUGCGUCUAAAGGUAUCGGGUCACUGGCCUUUCUUUCAGCCCGGCCGAUGACAAGAAGAAAUGAGCCAUAGUAAGUGCAGCAUCAGCUUUCAUUCAGCACUCCUCGUCAUCUGGCUCACACAGCCGUAUCAGUCGCGUGGAAUCAUCGUAUUCAACCGCAUUAUGUCCGGUGGCUCGUGCGCUGCAGGUGCUGGACGCUGUCUCGCGAUGUUCGGGCUGCUGGUCCUCGUGCAGAUGCCCGGGGCCCUGAUGUCCAACACGGAGAGCGACUGUUUGACUGAAGAUGACAAAGGAUGUGAAGGUAUGUCCGAGAAGAAAACUGACCUUCAUAUGUGUGAUGAAUAUAGUUGUUCUUUCGGAGGAAUCUGCAGGGACAACGGAUCACACCUGGAGUGUCUUUGUCAGUUUCAGUGUCCACAGAGUUUUGAUCCAGUAUGUGGAUCUGAUGGUGACACAUAUCAUAGUGAAUGUUUCCUAAGACAAACUGCCUGUGAACAGCAGACCAGAAUCACUGUAAUUACAGAAGGACACUGUCAUCCCGAUGCUGAAUCGGCAUCAGGAGAUACAGAUCUGGAGGGUUCAGGACUGGAGCCCAGCAGAUACUCUAAGUGUUCUAGCUGCAAGUUUGGAGCAGAGUGUGAUGAAGACUCUGAAGGCAUUUGGUGUGUAUGUAAUAUAGACUGCAGUGGAUAUAAUAUGAAUCCAGUUUGUGGAUCAGAUGGACAGUCAUACAGUAAUCCAUGUCAGAUCAGAGAAGCUUCCUGCUUGAAACAAGCUCAGAUUAAUGUCAAACACCUUGGGCAAUGUCCAGAUUCAGUGGUAUUAGUGGGCGGAGUCAGUGUGGGCGGAGCAAUGCCCUGUGCUGAAAUAAACAGCAGCUUUUGUGUGCAUGGAACAUGUGAGAUGAAAAAUGAUCUGCCAACAUGCAGGUGUGAUGUGGGGUUCUCCGGUGUGCACUGUGAACAAAGAGACUUCAGUGAGUUGUAUGUGGUGCCCAAUGGACAGAAGCUCCAGUACGUCCUGAUUGCUGUGAUCAUCGCUGCUGUACAGAUCAGCAUCAUCAUCGCUAUCAUAAUAUGCAUCGCAAGGAUUCAUCCAAAAAAGCCACGAGCCCAUCUUCAGAAACAGAACCUGGGUCACUUUCCCAAAGAUGGAGGACGCAGGAUUGUAUAGCUGCUGAUAACUUAAACAGAAACGCACAAACUGUUCACUCUUAAAACUGUUUUUUGUACCUUACCACACACUACUCAUCUACUCCCAUCACAUACACACUCCCCAAUAGCUUCUUCAUACUCAAACACUACACAUUCUCUGAAGCUUUUUAUAAUUUUAUAAUUUUAUCUUUCAGCAUUGAUAUUUCAGUGGCCUUAUUCCGCCUUGUCACCGAGAGUUUUUUUAUUUUAAAAUCUCUACAUUCCCAGUUUUCUCUCCUCUUCACAGUUUUGCUUUUUUCAUCUCUCUCCCUCACUUUCUUUCUAGUCCAAAUGCAGUAAAUCCACAUGGUGAAAUGUUUACAUUAAGUAGAUUAUUACAUUUUCUAAAGAAUAUUGGAGUGAUGCUUGCCACGCAAAACAUGCUAGCAUGAUUCAAGGGCAUUUGUAUGCAUAUUGUCAAGGAGAUUGUGUGCUAUUACUUUCAAAAGCUAUAAGAUUUAUGAUUUUCACUUGGAGGACAAUAUAAUGGGCAUACAAAUCCCAUAUUUGUAUUUAUACUGACUAAGAUACGGUGGCCGAGACAGCUCAACACGCUGCAACUGAAGAAAACAUGCAAAUAGAAAAAAAAACAGCAAAUUGAAGCUGCAAGCAGUGAUGAAAGGGCCCUCGCACCCAUGCCACCGCGACAACUUUGUCAGGCCACCAUGGACACGCCCUUCAACAAAAACUCUAGAGUUGCGUCCCAAAUGACUCACUAUACACUAUGCACUUAUACACUAUGUACUUAUGCACUAUGUACUCAUCCGUGUAGUACGUGAAUUGUAUAAGGUUAUUUUGUCAUUUAACAACGGAGUCUGAUCCUCCUCCCCCUCCACUACAUAAUUAAAGCUGCGACAGUUGAGUGCAUGAAGUGUCCAACAUUCCAUACUUCGUUUUUUUUCCGUUAAUUUAGUGCAUCAUCCGGGUAUUGAAAGUGCACUUUUCUUUUUGGAAUUUUCAGUGUGAACACACUACUUGCACUAUUUAUACUUAAAAACGUCAUGGAAUAGUGCAUAAGUACACAAAUUGGGACGCACCUUAGAUCUUCACAAAUUAACAUUGUAAAGGCCUUUAGAUUAGACUGACCAAAUAUGAUGUUGAUCUGAUUAAAGCUGUAGGAGGAGUUCGUUAAGUACAACAUCUGGAAAUGACAAAAACUGCAACAAUUUUGGAGAGAAAAUUUAAAAUAUCUUUUCAGAUUUUGCACCCAGGGGCUUUUUUGUAGGUAUUGGGCUAUUACAUGUGUCUACCGAAUUUCAUACUUGUACGUGAAAUGUCACGCGAAGGACACUUAAUUGAAAUGUUGUAGGUGGCGCUAUCGAGCCAUUUUGCCAAACCUAAUUCUGAAACCCAUAUCAGACGUAAAUUUUCACCACUUCUGACGCGUGUGCAGUUUCAUGAGUUUUCGAGCAUGUUUAGGCCCUCAAAAAUGCGAUUCAUUUUGGAGAAGAAGAAGAAUUGACCAAGCAAUUCCAAUAGGGUCCUCACACCAUCGGUGCUCGGGCCCUAAUUAAGAAAACAUCUUCAUCACUUUGACAACAAAUAUGCUGCAAAUACUCACAAUGCAACCAAAUACAGAAACGUGCUGCAAAUAGCACAGACCACAACGGAAAUGUUUCAAGAUGACCCCAACAAAUGACGAACCUGGUUGGAACAUACUUAUUGUUCAGUGUCUACCCGUCAGUGGUUUUGUCAAUGCCCUGAAAGGUGAGUGUUUUUGUUUAUUUUAACAUCCUGAUCGUAUGUGCUUUGUGAGUAUUUGCUGAGCGUUUCUGUAUGUGGUUGUGUUGUGAGUAUUUGCAGUGCGUUUCUGUAUUUGGUUGCGUUGUGAGUAUUUGGCUGCGUUGUGAGUAUUUGCAGUGCGUUUCUGUAUUUGGUUGCAUUGUCAGUAUUUGCAGCACGUUUCUGUUGGUUGCGUUGUGAGUAUUUGCAGCGUGUUUCUGUAUUUGGUUGCGUUGAGUAUUUGCAGCGCGUUUUUUUUGUAUUUGGUUGCGUUGUGAGUAUUUGCAGUGUUGUUUCUGUAUUUGGUUGCAUUGUGAGUAUUUGCAGCGCGUUUUGUAUUUGGUUGCGUUGUGAGUAUUUGCAGCGCGUUUCUGUUUGGUUGCGUUGUGAGUAUUUGCAGUGUUGUUUCUGUAUUUGGUUGCAUUGUGAGUAUUUGCAGCGCGUUUUUGUAUUUGGUUGCGUUGUGAGUAUUUGCAGCGCGUUUCUGUUUGGUUGCAUUGUGAGUAUUUGCAGCGUGUUUCUGUAUUUGGUUGCGUUGAGUAUUUGCAGUGCGUUUUUGUAUUUGGUUGCGUUGUGAGUAUUUGCAGCGCGUUUCUGUUUGGUUGCAUUGUGAGUAUUUGCAGUGUUGUUUCUGUGUUUGGUUGCGUUGUGAGUAUUUGCAGUGUUGUUUCUGUAUUUGGUUGCAUUGUGAGUAUUUGCAGCGCGUUUCUGUUUGGUUGCGUUGAGUAUUUGCAGUGCGUUUUUGUAUUUGGUUGCGUUGUGAGUAUUUGCAGCGUGUUUUUGUAUUUGGUUGCAUUGUGAGUAUUUGCAGUGUUGUUUCUGUAUUUGGUUGCGUUGUGAGUAUUUGCAGCGCGUUUCUGUUUGGUUGUGUUGUGAGUAUUUGCAGUGUUGUUUCUGUGUUUGGUUGCGUUGUGAGUAUUUGCAGCGCGUUUUUGUAUUUGGUUGCGUUGUGAGUAUUUGCAGCGCGUUUCUGUUUGGUUGCGUUGUGAGUAUUUGCAGUGUUGUUUCUGUAUUUGGUUGCAUUGUGAGUAUUUGCAGCGCGUUUUUGUAUUUGGUUGCGUUGUGAGUAUUUGCAGCGCGUUUCUGUUUGGUUGUGUUGUGAGUAUUUGCAGCGCGUUUUUGUAUUUGGUUGUGUUGUGAGUAUUUGCAGCGUGUUUUUGUAUUUGGUUGCGUUGUGAGUAUUUGCAGUGUUGUUUCUGUAUUUGGUUGCAUUGUGAGUAUUUGCAGCGUGUUUUUGUAUUUGGUUGCGUUGUGAGUAUUUUGCAGCGCGUUUCUGUUUGAUUGCGUUGUGAGUAUUUGCAGCGCGUUUCUGUAUUUGGUUGCGUUGUGAGUAUUUGCAGCGUGUUUUUGUAUUUGGUUGCGUUGUGAGUAUUUGCAGUGUUGUUUCUGUAUUUGGUUGCAUUGUGAGUAUUUGCAGUGUGUUUUUGUAUUUGGUUGCGUUGUGAGUAUUUGCAGCGCGUUUCUGUUUGAUUGCGUUGUGAGUUUUUGCAGCGCGUUUCUGUUUGGUUGCGUUGUGAGUAUUUGCAGCGUGUUUUUGUAUUUGGUUGCGUUGUGAGUAUUUGCAGUGUUGUUUCUGUAUUUGGUUGCGUUGUGAGUAUUUGCAGCGCGUUUCUGUUUGGUUGCGUUGUGAGUAUUUGCAGUGUUGUUUCUGUGUUUGGUUGCGUUGUGAGUAUUUGCAGCGCGUUUUUGUAUUUGGUUGCGUUGUGAGUAUUUGCAGCACGUUUCUGUAUUUGGUUGCGUUGUGAGUAUUUGCAGCGCGUUUCUGUUUGGUUGCGUUGUGAGUAUUUGUAGCGCGUUUUUGUAUUUGGUUGCAUUGUGAGUAUUUGCAGCGCAUUUCUGUUUGGUUGCGUUGUGAGUAUUUGCAGCACGUUUCUGUAUUUGGUUGCGUUGUGAGUAUUUGCAGCGCGUUUCUGUUUGGUUGCGUUGUGAGUAUUUGUAGCGCGUUUUUGUAUUUGGUUGCAUUGUGAGUAUUUGCAGCGCAUUUCUGUUUAGUUGCGUUGUGAGUAUUUGCAGCACAUGUUUUGUGAAACUGACGUUUUAUUAAUAUGCUGGUGUUUUUUCUAUUUGCAUGUGUUUUCUUCAGUUGCAGCGCGUUGAGCUCUCAGCCACCGUACUAAGAGACCCAAGCCAUAUAUUGGGUCCAGAAUGUUACUGACAGUUGGGGUGGAAUCUUUGGCCAGUAAGCAACUGCUCAGAACACCCUAGCAACCACAUAGAAACAUGCAAAAAAAAAAAAAAAAAUUCCCAGAAAGCCUUAGCAACUACAUAGCAAUGCCCUGCCAACCACGCACAACACAAUAGCUUUGUGACUUUGGCAUGGAUUACUCCGAUUUUCUUAAAAAAAAAAAAAAAAAAAAAAAGGAAAAAUCUGGUUGUUUUCACUUAGUGUCCAAACUCUCCAUAAGAGAUUUACAGUGUGAAUUACUGAAUUUCAAAUGGUGGAUCUUGGGGGCCAGAGGUUAAAGCAUAUCAGAGAAUGUUUGUUAUUCUAGCAGGAGCCUACUCCUGCUAGAAUCUGUUGUCUUCUUUUUAUAUUUAACCUUCUAUCCUCAGUUUUAAUGUAAGAGCAGGUGUAGCCAUUUUUAACGUGAAUGUGCGAGGCUUCUCGUGUCAGUUAUUUUAGAUGUACAAAAACAGUCCAUUAUGCUGCUUGAUGUUGCAAACUGGUAUUUGCUAUAAUUGUAUUUUGAUUUAUUAGGGUAAUCAUGAACACACUGGUUUGUAGCACAAAUAGUUUUAUCAUUCACUGCACUUUGUUAUUCUUCUAGUUGUUUACCUAUAGCAGCUAAUGAAUCGAAAGUCUCGCACAUUCACAUGAAAUAACUUACUUCCACAUAGAAAAAUAAGGUGGAUAAAACUGGGAAAACUUAAUAAUACUUAAUAAUAGAUAAUAGCUGUGUUUUAGCACACAAUCCAAAACCAAGCAAUCCAAACCUCUUAAAACUGAAUUCUCAUAAAGCAGGUCAUCAUAGUGUGUGACUGUGAGAGGCUGUGCAUUUAUCAGUCUUAUAAAUCAGUUUGUAAAUCAAGUGACGUGAUAUUAAGUGAAGGCCUGUGAAAGUUUGCAUGUCAAAUCUGUUUAAACUCAGUAAAAAUUUAUAAAGUGAGUUUUAAGGAAAA
Molecule: messenger RNA, 6267 nt
Organism: Ctenopharyngodon idella (grass carp)
Lineage: Eukaryota; Metazoa; Chordata; Actinopteri; Cypriniformes; Xenocyprididae
Gene: tmeff1a
Product: transmembrane protein with EGF-like and two follistatin-like domains 1a
Exons: 9
Coding region: 293-1405 (370 amino acids)
Molecular function (GO): protein binding
Source: RefSeq, a predicted model, not a curated record